This is a messenger RNA of Brassica napus (rape), 1425 nucleotides long. RefSeq lists its product as uncharacterized. Gene Ontology annotation, cellular component: nucleus. The record is from RefSeq and is a predicted model, not a curated record. NCBI's taxonomy places the organism in Eukaryota, Viridiplantae, Streptophyta, Magnoliopsida, Brassicales, Brassicaceae. The coding region runs from base 1 to 1425 and encodes 474 amino acids. Gene Ontology annotation, biological process: protein desumoylation. The transcript is spliced from 4 exons. Gene Ontology annotation, molecular function: deSUMOylase activity.
AUGAAGACCUUCAUUGAAGGUUUGUUCACCGCUUCUUUCAACUCUUUUAAGGAAGUGGUGCAGAAGGACAUACAUGAGCGUUUUGACAACGUUGCCAAUGAGGUGGCUCAACUCAAGGAACAAGUCUCUCAGCUUAAGGGUCUAUCGGAAAUAGUGGGAAAAGGCAACACAUCUGAGAUUCUCUCUCCUUCAGCAACAAUUGGAAAAGACCAAGGACCAUCAUCUCAUAGUACGGGUCCUCCCGCAGCAAAGGGAAAAGGCAAGGCAUCUGCAAAUGUGGAUCCUCCUCCGGUUCGUCGUAGCCCUCGGCCAGUAAGAGAGGAUGUUCAAACUGAUGAAAAUGAAAUGAUGGAUUUUUUGAAGAAUUUGACCAAAUCAGCGAAAUGUGUAGAUAAGGGGACCCAAGACUCUUUACAAGAAGCCAUGGGAAACCUUUCUCAAGCAUCUCAUGUUAAAGGUUUUGAUCCUUCACAACAUCUGGAUGGUGAUGAACCAGCUGACUUUGCCACUCCACUGUCUUCGUUUAAGCCUGCGGAUUGGAGACCACCUACUCUGAAAGACGUGGACUCACUUGAGGACCGGAUACAUGAUCCCGAUUACUCACUAGUGUUUGUCCCUGAGGCAUUAUGGGGCAAACUUGUUGACUGGACCAAAACUUUCAAAGAACUAAAAAUUGGACCAUCUAUGCUCACAAAUGAGUUAGUAUCUCGUGUCGUCGGACCUUCAGAGUGGCUCCUGAAUAAGGAAAUUGAUGGUAUGAUGUGGUUAUUCACUGAGAGGACUUCCUUGCGGCGAUGGUUUCCAAAUAAAGUAGCCUUCAUGACAUGCUUGUUCAGUAAUCAAAUUACGAACUCUUACAACGAGUAUAAGAAGGACAAGAAGAAAUUCAAAGUGGGCGGACUGCUACAACAGUACGGCAUUGGCGAACUUCCAGCACACGGACGAACAAGACUAAUGUGGGAUCUUGAUGUUAACCGCAUGUAUGUCCCCCUAAAUGUUGGUAAGCACUGGAUCUCUAUGUGCGUCAACUUUGUUACUCGGUCGAUAGAGGUCUUUGACUGUGAGGGACUGAGACACCCCGGUGCAGUGGAGCCAUUUGCAGUUCUCAUCCCUAGAAUUGUCAAAGCCAUUCAGUCUUCUAAGAGUCGACAGUAUCAAGUCAAGCAGUAUACGGUCUCCUACGUCUCAAUGCCCUUCUUAUUGAACAAAAGUAGCAGUGACUGUGGAGUAUAUGCCUUGAAGCACAUUGAAUGCCAUCUUCUAGGCUUGGACUUUUCCCUGGUGAAUGACAACAACAUUCGUGAAGCGCGGCAGAAGAUUGCUUAUGACCUAUGGGAAGCUGCUAUUGAUCCUGUCCUUAUUGAAAGGAUGGCAAAAUUCACUCCCCCGAAGACAAUUUCAAGUGCUCUAGUGGAACUUGAAUAA